AUGGCUGACUGCACAAAAAAUAACUCAGAAAUUGAGUUGGAAGUAAGCAAUUCAAAAGGCAAUGAAGCUAGUUCAGCAGGAAAACAAGCGAGACCGAUUAAAACAGUUUGGUAUAGGAAAUGGGGCCGGUUCAUAUAUUACUACACCUUCGGAUGUGGUUGUUGUAUCAAAGAAGAGAUCAGCAUGACCAAGUUAGAAAAAACCGUAAAGGCCACCUUGCUUAUCCAGCAGUGGUACAGGAGAUACAUUGCACGAUUGGAAGUUAGAAGACGGUGUACAUGGACAAUUUUUCAAACUUUGGAGUAUGCUGGUGAAUGUGAUCAAGUCAAAUUGUACAGUUUUUUCAAUGCCCUCUUGACACAUAUCCCCUCGACGGCCAACGCUCCAGGAAGUAAUCUCAGUUCGAGGAGUUCAUCCCUGGAAAAUUUGGACAACAGAUAUGAAGACGAAUCUCCGGAUCCUGACGAGGAAUUUAUGGAUGCGGAACAGAAAAGUUUAAUGACCUAUAAAAUAAAUUUUCCACUUACUGAAGCAGACAUUACCAAAUUACUAGAAGUAUUUAAAAAGAGAAGACAUUACAGGUUACCACCGGACGUAGUAGCAGAAAUUUUGAUAAGAGCCGUAAGAGUUUUAAAAACUUUGCCCAACUUGAAUAAGGCUUCCACAUCUAUAAGUAAACAAAUUACUAUUUGUGGGGAUUUGCAUGGCAAAUUUGAGGAUCUACUGGUCAUUUUUCAUAAGAAUGGACUUCCUUCUUCAGAAAAUCCAUACGUUUUUAAUGGAGAUUUCGUAGAUCGCGGCAAGAGAGGGCUUGAGGUUUUGUUAAUUUUACUUUGUUGCCUUUUAGUUUAUCCAGAUUCGGUUUAUCUAAACAGAGGUAACCACGAGGACCACAUUAUGAACCAAAGGUAUGGAUUUGUCAGAGAAGUGCAAUCUAAAUAUAAGAGAAAUUCCGAAAAAUUACUUAGGCUUAUAGAAGAAGUAUUUAGACAUUUACCUUUGGGAACAAUUUUAAAUAACAAGGUGCUUAUUGUACACGGCGGCAUAUCUGACACGACUGACUUAGAAAUGUUGAAGCUUUUGGAUAGGACUAAGUAUGUCUCUUUACUUCGUCCGCCAGUUAGUGAAGUAGGAACAGAAGCCAUUGAUAAAAUGGAGUGGAAACAGGUGUUCGAUAUUUUAUGGUCCGACCCUCAAACGACUGAUGGGUGCAUUCCAAACCAAUUGAGGGGCGCAGGGACGUAUUUUGGGCCCAACGUGACCAAACAGUUUUUGGAAAAAUACAAACUGUCUUACUUGGUCAGAUCUCACGAGUGUAAACCUGAAGGAUAUGAAGUGGUGCAUGAAAAUAAGGUAAUAACAAUAUUUUCAGCAUCAAACUACUACGAAAUGGGCUCAAACAACGGUGCAUAUCUAAAAGUGGUUGGGGACAAUUUGGACACGCAUUACGUGCAAUACAUGGCAAAAUCCGGAAGAAAAAAUCUCACCUUCUUCCAAAGAAUGAGUAUGGUAGAAACCGGGGCCAUUAAAGAACUACAAAUGCAAAUAUCCUCGAACGAAGAUAAACUUUUAAAUUUGUUUAAUACGUACGAUCCAGAAAAUGUUGGACUAAUAACAGUAACACAAUGGUGCAAGUCGAUGGAAGCCGGAACGAACUUGCAAAUUCCUUGGAGAUUGCUUAAAGAGAAGUUGGUUACCAUCGAUGCCGACACUGGGAAAGUAAAAUAUUCAACAACUUUCGAAGUGAAUAAAACAUUAACUCAUAUAAACUCAGUGCAAGGCGCCAGCACCGUCGUAGAAACGCUCUACAGGAACAAAAGGAGUUUGGAAGCGAUAUUCCGUAUCAUAGACAAAGACAACUCAGGACACAUUAGCUUUGAUGAGUUUGCGGAUGCUUGCAAUUUAAUCAAGGAACAUUUUCAAAGUCCUAUGACAAAGGAUCAGCUUAAGGAACUUUGCAAAUUGAUGGACCUUAACAAAGAUGGUAUGGUAGAUUUAAACGAAUUUUUGGAAUCAUUUAGAAUGGUGGACCCUGAAAGUAAAAAAACAAACCUGGCCAACAGCCCCGAGCCGGAAGAGCCGCCAUCGGGCUGUAGAACCAUUGAACCACCUAAAUUUUUAGAUGUGGAUUCGAUUAAAAUUUCUAAAAAGAAUAGGGACGGAGACACACCUCCUAUAUCACCUGCUAUUGUAAAACCCCUAAAACUAAUGCCAAAAAUAGACGAAGAAAACCUAGCAAAACUGUCCAAAAUCGAAGAUCUCUCUGCUUCCGAGGUAGAACACAAAGCUGACGUCGAAAAGAACCAAGAAAACCUCCGCAACGGCAAAAAAGAGCUAUACGACGCAACUGUCAAAGUGGUGGUUCAUCAACCGUCGCCAUCCGAAGCUAACUGUCAAAAUACCAUUCUUAAAACAGACGGUAAAUCAUCUACAGGUCACGUCAACCCCAUGCAGAUGUCGCCUGUAUUAAGUUCUCGUCGAGGUAAUUAA
This is a messenger RNA of Brassicogethes aeneus, 2490 nucleotides long. NCBI's taxonomy places the organism in Eukaryota, Metazoa, Arthropoda, Insecta, Coleoptera, Nitidulidae. The record is from the annotation of a GenBank genome assembly.